AUGUCUCCCAUGAGUGCCGCCGAGUUUUUCGAGCCUGCCAUGGACAGGCCACCCUCCCCAAGCAGACUUCGGCAGCUGAACUCGCAGAUGAGGCGAGCCUCGCAGCUGCGCCGCCAGAACGGCCACCGCACCGCCGCGUCGGCUUCAGUAGCUUCCAACCUCGAGAAUCCCGGGUGGGAGCAAACUCUGGAGAACCUGUCACUUGGCAGGCGAGCUUCUGUAAAGUCCACCGGCAGCAGUGCCCAUUCGAGAGAGCGCUCAGAUAGCAUCUACGGCUUUGGCAAGAACCCCUUCCAUCGGCGAGUGAGAUCCAAACGCGAGAGCAGCGCCAACUCCUCGUCAGCUAGCUCCAUGUAUUCAGCUGAAGCACCACCGGACAAUGCCAUUGCUCCGCCCCCCAAAGAAUCAUUCAUACAGGCCUUUGCUCGACGACGAGCUUCCCGAGACGACACCGCAGCAGCACAGAAGAAGCUACAGAUCUCGGGUCCCUACAACUUCCAGCAUGUCAUGCACACCAAUCGCGACGAAAAUUCGGCGAAUGAAGCCCCCGAGCAGUUGACAAUGCGGGCAACUGGCCCAACAAGCGCCCCCAACGUCAACGAGGGAUCUGGUCUUCUCUUCCACCCCGACGCCUACAACGACUCUGGCGCGUUCUUCUCCCGACCUGCUGCGGGCUCACGCCAGUCAGCAUCAGUUGGACCUCGUCGGUUGAUGAGGCGGAUCCGAUCGCAGGACCAGCUCCGAGGAAGCACUCCUUCCAUGUCACCACCACCCAGACCACCCAGAUCCCCUAUCCAUCCCACCGCACCGCAACCAGGCUCUCCUGGUUCACCCGCUCGCAGACCGAGCCUCCAAGUGGCAUACGAAGAUGUUGAGGAGGAGCUCCCGGUCGUCAAUAUCGAGCGACCAAAGACCAGCGGCGGUUUCCGGCACCCGCAGCCGUACAACCCCAACGACCCAGUCGAGCCACUCCCGCCUAUGCCGAUCAUGACUAGCCGAGAAGACUUCCAUGUUUAUAACACGAUGCUCUCGCCAAUCCAGCCUUCGCCUACGGAGCCCGCUUGGCCACUCGCCAGCCCUACGUUGGCCACAUACGAGACCCCGCUUGCCGAUGUCCCGGAGGAAGAUGAGCACAGCGCCGCCCACCGACGGUCUAUCCGGGGCAGCCAAUCUGUCCCUAUGCUUCGUAGAUCCCAUCGCCCGGCGAGCAACGCGUCAGAGACUCUCGGCAGUCUUCACACGAUGUCGGUGCAGCAGCAACAGGCAUCUAUGGACCUGACCGCUGAGAAGCACGGGUUCGACUUUGGCGUUAUCGAGGAGAGCUGGGAAGAUGACAUUGACUAUUGCUAUGAGCACGAAGCUGAAGCUGACUGCGACUACCAGUGGGAGCGUGAUUCCAUGGAUACUGCCCGUGAUAGCGAUACUCUCCCGGUGGAAGUGACUUUAGCUCCCGAGGACGUCGAGGUCCCCAUCGGGACCGCAAGGUCGUCCCCUGGCAUGCUUUCAGUAGCCACAUUUGACGUUCCAGGCUUGAGCCCCAUUAGCCAGGUAUCGACACCCACUAUCCAAGAGGCCAUCACGCCUGUUUCCGCCGCCCCUUCGGCCAACUUUUCUCUUCCCCUCCUUGACAAGAAGAAGCUAUUCCGCGUCUCGCACGCCUCGAGCUUCAAAGAGUCUCACGGCUUUACCUUGUCGCCUUCUCUGCUCAUUCCUGGCGAUUUCCAUCAGCAGAUGCUCCUUGAAGAGGGCGCCAGACACGAGUACCCCGACGAGGAUGAGCUAGCGCUGCCAUACGCCCAAGCUGCUUUGUAUGACGAAACUAGCAAGACUAUGCAAUGGUCGCAGCAGCGGGCAAGCACCUCCACAACGGGGACUGCCUCCACUCACUCUGAUUCGACUGCCGAUCGCCACAUCUCUACCAACUCUACUUGGUCAUUUUUCACCCGCCACACAGCUAGCAGCAGCGGGUCUGUCCACAAGAUGACUGGAUCCUGGACCGAGACGGCAGAGCCCCUGCCCGUUUCUCAGGUGGAUGUGCCACAACAAGUUGACGCGGAAGAAGAGGCGGGUAUUGCUAGCCCAGAAGACACAGUUCCCGAACUUGUCUCGUUCCCCCUGGGCCCAUCCAGGAAGGUUUCUCACAAGUCUCAUGCCAGCGAGUCGGUUAUCCACGAAGAGCCUUCAUUCAAGCAAUUCGAGGCUGGCCAGAGACGUGGCUCACGAGCUAGGACUGCUAGUUUGAGCAGCCAAGCACCUCCUGUGGGACAGUAUGCCCUAUUUCCCCGAUCAUACAUCAAGCCAACUGGCGAUCGCAUCUAA
Trichoderma harzianum CBS 226.95 is the source of this 2319-nucleotide messenger RNA. RefSeq lists its product as hypothetical. The transcript has a single exon. Bases 1 to 2319 code for a protein of 772 amino acids. The record is from RefSeq and is a predicted model, not a curated record. Lineage: Eukaryota; Fungi; Ascomycota; Sordariomycetes; Hypocreales; Hypocreaceae.